AUGAGACAACUAUCAUUCACUUCCCCAAAGCACCCAUUUGGAGGUUACUACCACCGUUUUGACGCUGAUUCUGGUCGUGGACAACCUAAUCGAGAAGAUGAUCAACAAGUUGUUAUCAAGACUCCUCCUUACUUUGAGUCUUUAUUGCAAGAAGUUGAAGAGGAGACUCCAGGGGAGGACCCUCUUCAUUAUACUGCCUAUGAUGUUGGUAACUGGAAAGGCGUUGAUCGAUUUCACUUUGACGCUAAGGUGACACCACAGGAUUUGGAGGAUACAUUUCAGCCACCAUUUAAGAGCUGUGUAGAAGAGGGGCAUGUGAGCAGUGUAAUGUGUUCAUACAACAGGAUGAAUGGAAUUCCUACUUGUGCUGAUCCAAAUCUUCUUAAAGGAGUAAUCAGAGGGCAAUGGGGUCUAGAUGGGUAUGUUUCUUCCCCAAGUAAAAUUAGAGCCCCAUUAGCGUAG
Molecule: messenger RNA, 462 nt
Organism: Fraxinus pennsylvanica
Lineage: Eukaryota; Viridiplantae; Streptophyta; Magnoliopsida; Lamiales; Oleaceae
Source: the annotation of a GenBank genome assembly